Grus americana (Whooping crane) is the source of this 2138-nucleotide messenger RNA. It is a transcript of the gene PAOX, whose product is annotated as polyamine oxidase. The coding region runs from base 336 to 1844 and encodes 502 amino acids. Gene Ontology annotation, molecular function: polyamine oxidase activity. The record is from RefSeq and is a predicted model, not a curated record. Lineage: Eukaryota; Metazoa; Chordata; Aves; Gruiformes; Gruidae. The transcript is spliced from 7 exons.
GGAGGAGGAGGAGGAGGAGGAGGAGGAGGAGGGCGGCGGGGGUGGUCCCGGGGCUGCCCCCACGCCAGAGGGGUCCCCUGUCCCGAGCCAGCCCCUCCCAGCUGGGACCCCGGCCGGGGCCCGGGCACACGGGCUGAAGCCACGGCCCCACCGGCGGCAACGGCCCCCCCCAGCUCGCGCGCCUCUUCCCCGGCACGGGGGGCGGGGCCUGCCGGGGCGGGGCGGGGCCUGCCGGGCGGGGCGGGGCCUGCCGGGCGGGGCGGGGCCUGCCGGGCGGGGCGGGGCCUGUCGGGCGGGGCGGGGCCUGUCGGGAGAGGCGGGGCCUGCCUGGCGCCAUGGAGGGCGGCGGCGGGCGGCGGGUGCUGGCGGUGGGCGCGGGGUUGGCGGGGCUGGGGGCAGCGCAGCGGCUCCGUGCCCGCGGCUGCCUCCGCCUGCUGGAGGCGGGGGCCCGCGUCGGCGGCCGCGUCUGCACCCGCCCCUUCGCGUCGGGGCUGGUGGAAAUGGGGGCACACUGGAUCCACGGCCCCUCGCCAGGGAACCCCGUCUUCCGCCUGGCCACCCGCUACGGCCUGCUGGGCCCCGAGGCCGCCCAGGAAGAGAACCAGCGGGCCGAGGCGGGGGGCCACCCCCCGCUGCCCUCAGUCACCUACGGCAGCUCGGGGAGGGUGCUGAGCCCAGAGGCGGUGAGCGAAGCCCGCGACCUCUUUGACGCCCUCCUGGCCUCUGCCCGCGCUUUUCAGGGGGCUGAGGAGCUGCCGGCGCCCAGCGUGGGACAGUACCUGCGGGCGGAGAUCGCCCCAAGGGUCCCCGCUUUGGGGGGGGGCCAGGAGGACGCCCGGCGGCUCCAGCUGGCCGUCCUCGCCGCCUGCCUCAAGCUGGAGUGUUGCAUCAGCGGGACCCACAGCAUGGACCUGGUGGCCCUGGAGCCCUUCGGGGAGUACGUCUCCCUGCCCGGCCUGGACUGCACCUUCCCGGGCGGUUACAGCAGCUUGCCCGAUCGCAUGCUCUCGGCUCUGCCGGAGGGCACCGUCCUGCUCAACAAGGCGGUGAGGACCAUCCGGUGGAGAGGGUCUUUCCGUGAGGAAGGGGAGGAGGGCAGGGAUUUCCCCGUCCGGGUGGAGUGUGAGGACGGAGAUGCCUUCCUCGCCGACCACGUCAUCGUCACCGUCCCGCUGGGUUUCCUCAAGGAACGCCACCAGGACUUCUUCCAGCCUCCCCUGCCCGAGCGGAAAGCAGAGGCCAUUUGCCGCCUGGGUUUCGGCACCAACAACAAGAUCUUCCUGGAGUUUGAGCGGCCUUUUUGGGAACCCCAGCAGCAGCUCCUCGAAGCGGUGUGGGAGGACGAGUCGCCCCUCGAGGAACCCAGCGCCAACCUUGAGGCCAGCUGGUUCAAGAAGCUCGUUGGAUUUGUGGUCCUCCAACCGCCGGAGCAGCACGGGCACGUCCUCUGCGGCUUCAUCGCAGGCAAGGAGUCGGAGUACAUGGAGACGCUAAGCGACACGGAGGUUCUCAGCACCAUGACACGCGUCCUCCGCACACUGACAGGGAACCCGCACCUGCCCGCUCCCAGGAGCGUGCUCAGGUCCCGGUGGCACAGUGCUCCCUACACCCGGGGCUCCUACAGCUACGUGGCCGUCGGCAGCUCGGGGGACGACAUCGAUGUGCUGGCUCAGCCCCUGCCCGAGGACCCCGAGGACCCCAGGCCUCUGCAGCUCCUCUUCGCCGGCGAGGCCACCCACCGCACCUUCUACUCCACCACCCACGGGGCCCUGCUGUCGGGCUGGCGAGAGGCUGAGCGGCUCAACCAGCUCUUCGAGGCACCUGGCCCCACUCCUCGGCUCUGAGGCAGGAAAAUAAAACCCGUGCUUCGCAGGUCGUUGUCGGUCAGCCUCCUUUAUUGAGAAACCUCCCUGCUGGAGGGACGCGGAGGCUUCUAUCUCUUUCCAGGGAGAAGGAUGCAGCGCUUCAGCUCGGGUCCGGUGGUGAAAAGGGGCUGCGGCGUUUAAUACCAGUUGGUGCUGGCGAUCAUGAAGCGGGUGUCGUCCAGCGGGGCCUGCGUCGGGCCUGGCUCCGGGGUGGGCUGAGGGGCUGGGGGCGGCUGAGGGGCGGGUUGAGGACCAGGCCCCGCGGCACGGGGG